Molecule: messenger RNA, 1140 nt
Organism: Chanos chanos (milkfish)
Lineage: Eukaryota; Metazoa; Chordata; Actinopteri; Gonorynchiformes; Chanidae
Gene: rbms2b
Product: RNA binding motif, single stranded interacting protein 2b
Exons: 11
Coding region: 1-1140 (379 amino acids)
Cellular component (GO): ribonucleoprotein complex
Molecular function (GO): RNA binding
Source: RefSeq, a predicted model, not a curated record
AUGGCACCACCCAGCCCCAACACCACUAGCAGCAGUAACAGCAGCAGCGGUGGAGGCGACCAACUGAGCAAAACCAACCUCUACAUCCGUGGCCUCCACCCCGGUACCACAGACCAAGACCUGGUCAAACUAUGCCAGCCGUAUGGGAAGAUUGUUUCCACUAAAGCCAUCCUAGACAAGACCACCAACAAAUGCAAAGGCUAUGGCUUUGUGGAUUUCGACAGUCCAUCGUCAGCCCAGAAAGCAGUGACUGCCCUGAAGGCCAGUGGAGUCCAGGCUCAGAUGGCUAAGCAACAGGAGCAGGACCCCACUAACCUGUACAUCUCCAACCUGCCGCUGUCCAUGGACGAGCAGGAGCUGGAAAGCAUGCUAAAACCCUUCAGCCAGGUCAUCUCCACGCGCAUCUUACGCGACGCUAAUGGCACCAGCCGAGGAGUGGGCUUUGCUAGGAUGGAGUCAACAGAGAAAUGUGAGGCCAUCAUUCAGCAUUUUAACGGCAAAUAUAUAAAGACACCUCCUGGAGUUGCAGGGCCUGCGGAGCCUUUGCUUUGUAAAUUUGCUGAUGGAGGACAGAAAAAACGCCAAGGUCAAGGUAAAUACGUACAAAAUGGACGGCCCUGGACGAGAGAAGGAGAAACUGUGAGAAUUAUUUUCUUUUUUUCUUCUUCAGAUCUAAACGGAGGAAUGACACUAACAUAUGAUCCCACGCCGUCUUUACAAAAUGGGUUCUACCCCUCUCCCUACACCAUCGCUCCCAACAGAAUGAUAGCUCAGACAUCCCUCUCUCCAUACAUGCAUUCCCCCAUGUCCACCUACCAGGUUCACAGUCCCUCCUGGGUUCAUCACCAGUCUUACCUCAUGCAGCCCACUGGGGCAGUGCUCACACCCACCAUGGAGCAUGCCAUGUCCAUCCAGCCCACCCCAAUGAUGGCUCCACUCACACAACAGCUCAGCCACCUCUCACUGGGCAACACUGGCACGUUUAUGCCAACUAACACAGCUAUGCAAGGGACGUACAUACCCCAGUACACCCAAGUGCCUCCUUCUGGUGUUCCAGUAGAGGUAAAGAGCAAUCAUUGUCGGCCCUCUUCAAAAUAUUGCAAAGUUUCAGUCAUACUAGAUAACUCACAGUGCCUGUAA